This is a messenger RNA of Guillardia theta CCMP2712, 1209 nucleotides long. RefSeq lists its product as hypothetical. Gene Ontology annotation, biological process: proteolysis. Gene Ontology annotation, molecular function: cysteine-type peptidase activity; calcium ion binding. Bases 1 to 1209 code for a protein of 402 amino acids. The transcript has 22 exons. The record is from RefSeq and is a predicted model, not a curated record. NCBI's taxonomy places the organism in Eukaryota, Cryptophyceae, Pyrenomonadales, Geminigeraceae.
AUGUCCUCGGAACCCAAAGAUUCGCACCACUACGUCGUUGUUGAUGGCCUUGCCAUCGCCAACAGAGGCCUCAGGAUCCCUCCCAAGAAGCAACCAGCCACAGGCAGAGUCAGACUCGGGUCUGCUCGUCCGGUGGAGGUCUACAAGCCCAAGGCGAGCGUCCCGGACAGGAUGGACCUCCGCAAGUGGAUGACCGACGUCGAGUACCAGGGGCAGACAAACUCCUGCUGCGCCAACGCGGUGGCGGGAGCCUACGAGUACCUGUGCAAGCGGCAGGCAGAGAAGACCGGAGACACCGUAGGAGAUAUCUCGAGGCUCUUCAUCUACUACGUCGGUCGCCUUGCCGACGCUGCAAUGUACAAUGAGGAGCACCUUCCGCUCGAGGAUGGCGGGAUGACUGUUGACGGCGCCAUCAAGGCUCUUCAGAGCAAGGGAGCGUGCCUUGAAAAGAACUGGGACUUUGACGGGAGCAAGAUCAACCAGAAGCCGCAUGAACAUUGCUUCGAGGAGACGUGCCUGUCGGACGGUUUCCCCAUCGUCUUCGGGCUGAAGUUGACCGAGAGCUUCAUGAAGCCUGCCAAGAACGGUUACGUUCCUAAGCCCGACCCCAACGACCCCGACGCCUCUGAGCAUGGCGCGCAUGCCCUUCUGCUCGUCGGGUACUCGGACCCCGACCAAUGCUUCAUCGUGAGGAACAGCUGGGGGAGCACGUGGGGAGUUGAUGGAUACUGCUUCGUCGCUUACGACUACGUCUGCAACCCGGCCUACAACCUCGUGGAAUACGUCGGCCAAUGGGCAAUCAGAGGCCUUGAAGACUAUGACUUCACUCCUGAAGAUGGUGUUCCUAGCCAGGAGCACAUUGUUGACAGGUCCAAGGACGACGAGCAAGUGAAGCCUCAGAUCGAGGUGCGGGAGAAGGAGAUGCAUCCUGUUGACGGAGGUGGACGAAUAGGCAAGGACUUCGGAGACAUGUUCGAUCCGCUCGCAGAAGCUCGUCGAGUCUUCAAGGCCAUCGACACGGAUGGAUCUGGUUACAUCGAGCCAGGGGAGCUCAAGUCUGCCUAUCGCCUGCAAGGGCUGUACAUCACCGACGACCAGCUGAAAGCCGUGAUGAGCAUGUAUGACACCUCCAAGGACGGCAAGAUCGACUUCGACGAGUACUGUGUGAUGAUCGGCUUCAAGGACAAGGACGGCAACAUUACUGUCUAG